AUGACUUCUCGACUUCGGCGUGUAAACCAGUGGCUUCUCUUCUCAAGGCAAUGGCAUGUUAUUGACGGUUCAAAUCAGGUAACUUUCUUUUUGUAUUAUUGUAAUCUUACAUUUAGGAUGUGUUUGCACUUGGAGACUUGGCAGCCCGGCAUUUAAGUGGGAAAUGGAAACCAAUUUACCAUCCUUUAACGGAUUGUGGAGAUAAUGUUGUUAUAAUUAAUUGUAAAGAUGUCGCGAUGCAUGCGUUCAAUUGGAAACACAUGAUGUUCCACUUUAACAAGGUCAGUGAAGUGUUCAUUAAAGAAAAUUUUUUGGCUAUUUUAUAUUAUCCAUGUUUCAGGAAUACCCCAAGAGUAAAAACGACAUUCCGGCCUUUGAAAUCCACGAGUUUGAGCCAACAAGGAUAGCGUUUGCUGCAGUCUACAAAGCUCUAGGUCGAACACCGAUCCGUCGAAGUCAGAUUGAACGUCUCCAUCUUUUCGCUGACGAUGAAAUGCCCGAAUUCAUUAGGAAAAACAUUGGAAAUCAACUGCGACAAGUGCAAAAGGUACCGAAAAAGUCGACAGAAUACACGGAUGAAGAACGGGCGAACUUCCCACUACUGUUUAAACGAAGGCCGGAUCAUUUAUUGGAUUGGGAAAAUCCUCCACCAGUCAUUGAAAGGCACGAAAGCAGAAAGUAGAUUAGGAUAGUACCGUUUUUGUUAUUAAUGUUUCGUUGUUUUUGAAUAAAGUGAAAAGUAGAACUGUGAUUGAGUUUGUGUUCGAGCCGGGGUUACAUUUUAUCCUAUUAUCUUGCGGGAAUUUUACUAACUAUAAUUUUAGUUAGAUUUUUUAUGGAGUUUUGAAGUAAUCUUACAUUAGGAGAAUCCUUAACUUUUUUUGGUCACUAAAUUACUCCACAAAUUUCUGGGUAGCUUAGAAUAAAGACGACUUCUUUCGUACCGCUGAUUUUAUGCUUCUAAGUCCACUAAAAACCAAAAAUUUGUUUGGUUUGAGCACUGAAAGGGGUUGCUUUUUUCGUAAAGGCCCGUUUUCCCCGCAUCGAAACGAGAAAGAAAAGGAGCGGAGUGCGUGCUUCCGUGGCGCAAUCGGUUAGCGCGUUCGGCUGUUAACCGAAAGGUUGGUGGUUCGAGUCCACCCGGGAGCGAGUACCUUUUUGCCUCUAUUUUUGUCUCCUUUUUGUAAUUGAGAAGUACAGGAUUUUUGUGGUUCCGCAUUUACAUGAACAUCACGAGUCCUUACAGCGGUUGUUUCAUCAAUUAUUUUUGUUUCAGAUGUUAUUACCGACACCUUCGCAGGUCUUCAGACUUCUCGGUUCAAGAACAAAUUUACAGUAUGCUUUCCACAGAACAUUGUCCACAAAACCUGAAGAUGUCCAGUUUAAGCCUUUGACCGAAAACCAGUUUGAUCGAAUAUCCGAGGAGACUUUGGAGAAUUUGAGUGAAUAUUUUGAUGCACUUCCAGAGAAAGUUCCCAUCUCCAUGGAUUAUGAUGUCUCUUACUCGAUGGGAGUCUUGACUGUAGUAUUAGGACAUCCUGGAACUUAUGUUAUCAACAAACAGACUCCUAACAAACAGAUCUGGCUGUCUUCUCCUUUAUCGGGACCUCAAAGGUAAAGUCAUUAAGUGGAAUUGAAUGUAAUCAUGUUACAAUUGUAGAUACGACUAUGUUCAGAACCACAAAUGGAUUUACAAACGGACUGGAACUUCACUUCAUGAGCUUCUGGAGCGGGAACUUUGCGCGAUUUUCGAUCAAAAGCACCUAGGGAUUCAGAAACUUGAGGAAAAGAGUGUAUAA
Messenger RNA from Bursaphelenchus xylophilus (pine wood nematode), 1799 nucleotides. NCBI's taxonomy places the organism in Eukaryota, Metazoa, Nematoda, Chromadorea, Rhabditida, Aphelenchoididae. The record is from the annotation of a GenBank genome assembly.